Molecule: messenger RNA, 3910 nt
Organism: Labrus bergylta (ballan wrasse)
Lineage: Eukaryota; Metazoa; Chordata; Actinopteri; Labriformes; Labridae
Gene: msh3
Product: mutS homolog 3 (E. coli)
Biological process (GO): somatic recombination of immunoglobulin gene segments; mitotic recombination; mismatch repair
Cellular component (GO): nucleus
Molecular function (GO): mismatched DNA binding; ATP-dependent DNA damage sensor activity; ATP binding
Source: RefSeq, a predicted model, not a curated record
GCGCCGCUGUGUUUUGAAAAGCCGGGUAAACUGAGCUCUCUCUCGCUGCCCUCGUCCAGCUGCGUGUCUGCAACCGUAAUAUUUACAGUCUGUGGUCUGCACAGAUUUCCAUAGAUUUUGAUCAUAAUGUAUUUAUUAUAAGGGCGAAUUAUAAACAUGCCAAAGGCUCAGAAGAAGUCCUGCAACACUCAGACCUCCAUUAGCAAGUACUUCGGAGGCCUGAGCAGCAGCAGUGCCUCCAACACUCAGUGCGGGAUUAAUCCAAAUCCUGCAGUACACCAGGUCUCAAGAGGCAAGCAAAAACUUUCCCCUAAUGAGGAUUUUGGAUUGCCAACAAAACGAGCCAAGCUUUCUCUACAAGACCAGCAAGUGGGGGUGAAUUUAGUUUCUGAUGCGGCCUCCUGUCAAAGCACUAAAGAGAGCACGCUGUCAUCACCUCGAAGAGCAGACCGCCUCUGCUCCUCUACCUUGGAGAAGCUGAAAAGUUUCAGUGUUGAGCACAGUGCUGAUCAAAGGACGAAAACGAGGACAGAAGGUGCUAGUGUUGAAAUAUGUGACCAAGGGAGCAGCACUUUUCCUCGUCCGGACAAAACAGAUCUACAUAGCAGUCAAAACAGGCAGCUGACAGAGGAGGUGCACGAGGAUGGAGAAGAGGAGGAAAAAGAACAGGAAAACAAACAGGAGCGUUCAGGGCUGUCUGCUCCAAGACAGGCGUUCCGCUUUUCCCAGUUUGCCAAGCCAGGAGAAGGAGCAAGAGGAAGAGGAGAUGAUAGAAGGUGUUCAGAGCCUAGUCCUCCAGCAGACUCUAGCGCCCCCUCCAGACGCUCAAAGAGCACAUACACUCCCCUGGAACAGCAGGUCAUCCAGUUGAAACAGCAGCAUAAAGAUGUGCUGUUGGCUGUGGAGUGUGGGUACAAGUACCGGUUCUUUGGAGACGAUGCCGAGAUCGCAGCAAAGGAGCUAAACAUCUUCUGUCAUCUGGAUCACAACUUCAUGACGUGCAGCAUCCCCACACACCGUCUGUUUGUUCAUGUACGACGGUUGGUGUCUCACGGACACAAGGUGGGUGUAGUAAAACAAACAGAGACGUCUGCGAUAAAGGCCUCAGGAGCCAAUAAGAAUGCUCUAUUCAGUCGUCAGCUCAGUGCGCUGUACACCAAGUCCACUCUGGUGGGAGAGGAUGUGAACCCCGUCUGCAGGCUGGGGGAAGGGGAGCAGGGGGCUUGUGGAGAUGUGGUGUCGGACCCUCCUGACAGCUUCCUGCUGUGUAUCAGUGAGAACUGGGACAAACUGAAGAAGCAGCUCACUGUUGGGCUGGUGGCAGUUCAGCCCAGCACAGGAGACGUGUUACUGGACUGUUUCCCUGAUAGUCAGUCUCGCUCUGAGCUAGAGGCUCGUGUCCUAAAGAUCAGCCCUGUGGAGAUUCUUGUGCCCUCUGACCUCUCAGAACAAACCCACAGACUCCUGCAGAGCAUUGCAAAUGCAAGUGCUCAGGCUGAUGACCGAGUGAGAGUCGAGCUGAGGGACAGCGCUCAGUUUGAGUUCGCCUCAGCAAUGAACACAUGCACAGAGUUCUACUGCCACAGCCAGGAGAAAGGCUCUCGCUCUCUGUCCAAUGUGGCGUCCUUGGAGGGUGUUGUGAUCUGCUGCCUGGGGCCGCUCAUCCACUACCUUCAAGAAUUCAAUCUGGAAAGAGUUCUUAGAAGUGAAAGCUCAUUUCGACGUCUCUCCUGUGCGUCAGAGGGGAUGAAUCUCAAUGCCGCCACCCUCCGAAACCUGGAAAUUCUCAACAAUCAGACAGAUGGCGGUGUGAAAGGCAGUCUGUUGUGGGUGUUGGACCAGACUCGUACUCCGUUUGGGAAGCGACUGCUGAGGAAGUGGGUGAGCCAGCCCCUCACAGCUCCGCAAUCCAUUGCAGAGAGGCAGGAUGCUGUGCAGGAGAUCCUGCAGUCAGACUCGCUCUCCUUAAAUUCUGUCAGGUCUCUGUUGUCUCAUCUGCCUGACCUGGAGAGAGGUAUCUGCAGUAUAUAUCACAAAAAGUCUUCCACACAGGAGUUUUACCUCGUCAGUAGCAGUCUCUCUCGCCUGGGGCUUGGACUGCAGGCCUUGCUCCCUGCUAUCGAGUCUCAGAUCAGCUCAGUGCUGCUCCGGGGUCUCCUCAUGGACUCCCCUGAGCUGCUGGCUCCGGCCCACAGCUUCCUCAAAGUGCUCAAUGAAAAAGCCGCCAAGUCGGGGAAUAAGACGGAGCUGUUCUCAGAUCUGUCCGGCUUCCCGGUGAUCCAGGAGAGGAGGGAUCAGAUUCAGACCGUCCUAAAGGAGAUUCAAGACCAUCGCAAAGAAGUCCGCCAGACGCUGAGGGCCCCGGCAUUCGACUACACCACAGUGUCUGGACUGGAGUUUCUGAUCGAGGUGAAGAACUCCCUGUCAUCCACUGUUCCCCCUGACUGGGUCAAAAUCAGCAGCACCAAAGCUGUCAGCAGGUAUCAUUCUCCUUUCCUGGUGGAGUGUUACAAGAGGCUGCUGCAGCUCCGAGAGCAGCUGCUGCUCGACUGCCAGAGGGAGUGGACCAAUUUCCUGGAUCAGUUUGGGGAGCACUAUCACACCAUGAAAACGGCCAUUAGUCACCUAGCAACCGUUGACUGUCUCUUUUCAUUGGCCGAGGUGGCCAAACAAGGAGACUACUGCAGGCCAGAGGUGUGUGAGGGCCAACAUCAGAUUGUGAUCAGGGACGGCAGACAUCCUGCCAUCGACUUACUGAUGGGAGAGCAGAACCAGUAUGUGCCCAACCUCACCGAAUUACAGGGUGAUGGCAGGAGAACCAUGAUAAUCACUGGCCCUAAUAUGGGUGGUAAGAGCUCCUACAUCCGCCAGGUGGCUCUGAUCUGUGUUAUGGCUCAGAUGGGCUCUUAUGUCCCAGCCUCUGCGGCCCAUCUCGGUGUCCUCGAUGGCAUUUACACCAGGAUGGGUGCUUCGGACAACAUCUACAAAGGUCGCAGUACGUUCAUGGAGGAGCUGACUGAAGCCUCUGAGAUCAUUUCCCAUGCUACAGAGCGUUCCUUGGUGAUCCUCGAUGAACUGGGACGGGGCACGAGCACCCACGAUGGGAUUGCCAUUGCUUUUGCAACCUUGGAGUACUUCAUCCGAGAUGUGAAAGCCCUCACCCUGUUUGUGACCCAUUACCCUCCUCUGUGUGAGCUGGAGCGGGUGUAUCCUCAACAUGUGUCUAACUACCACAUGGCUUUCCUACUCAAUGAACCCGACAUCGCUAUGGAUACUGACGACGGAGAGGUUCAACCAGAGUUUAUCACCUUCCUCUACCAGUUAACUGAAGGAGCUGCAGGGCGAAGCUAUGGCCUGAACGUCGCCCGAUUGGCUGACAUCCCAGACACGAUACUGCACACUGCUGCACUCAAAGCCCGCGAGCUGGAGAGCACGGUCAACGCAAGGAGGAAGAAUAAGAAAGUUCUGUCAGAUCUUUGGAGCGUCUCGGACAGAUUGUCCCUCGUGGAGUGGCAGCAGUCAAACUCUUGACUUCACAGAAAUAGGAGUCAACACACAGAGAACACACAAGGAAAGAGAAGACAUGAAUGAGCAAACUUCAGAGAGGACUAAGCACUGAUGGUGUAAAGUCAUUGUUUUUGGUUUACUUCCUAUGAUUUCAACAAUCUCAGGUUCUGAUCAUCAGUAUCAUCUGUACUGUAACCUAAUGGUCAUUUCAUUUAUACAAUUAAUAAUGUGACAUUAUUGAUAAAAAACAAAACGGUUCUUACAGUUUGCAGAUGCACAACACUUUGGAGAUCACAAAAGACAGUUCAGAACAAAGAUCACUUAAUUCAAUAUUCUUGGUUUCUUUCUUUUCCCCUACAAAUUCUUCUUGCUUGAAAAUAAACACCAACUAUAUUACCCACAA